AUGGACGAAGGAGUUUUGAGAGAAAUCUCUGAGAAGCUUAAGCCCAAGAAGUAUACUCCUGACCAAAUCAUUAUUAAGAAGGAUCAAACACUUGAAAUGAUGUUUUUCAUCGUGGACGGACGUGUAACCAUUGAAAAGGCAAAUUCUCAGUUGCAAUUAGGCGCAGGAGAUCUCUAUGGAGAGGAACUUCUAGUUUCGCCAUUGUGGACUUCCUCUGGUGAUGCAAAACCCAUAAAUGAGUCUGUUCGGGCCAUUGAUGAUGUUCAAGCCCUUGUUCUCUCUGCCACAGACAUGGCGACCUUGGGCUUUAGUUCCAGGCGGUCUAUCAACGAGUUGCGCAUGGUGGUAACUAUUCUUCAGAAAGUAAGCUCCUUUCUAUUUAGAAGACGUAUAUACAAUGAUGUUACUUACUUGAUUUAUAUAAUGUUCUCUUCAUGUUUGAGAAAUUAA
Messenger RNA from Prunus armeniaca (apricot), 450 nucleotides. NCBI's taxonomy places the organism in Eukaryota, Viridiplantae, Streptophyta, Magnoliopsida, Rosales, Rosaceae. The record is from the annotation of a GenBank genome assembly.